Molecule: messenger RNA, 2131 nt
Organism: Sebastes umbrosus (honeycomb rockfish)
Lineage: Eukaryota; Metazoa; Chordata; Actinopteri; Perciformes; Sebastidae
Product: arrestin domain-containing protein 3-like
Exons: 6
Coding region: 97-1431 (444 amino acids)
Biological process (GO): protein transport
Cellular component (GO): plasma membrane; cytoplasm
Source: RefSeq, a predicted model, not a curated record
CACCACCACACCCAGCUGUAAGCGGCAGCUAAAAGUUAUAAAGACUAGAGUUAUAGCCAGUACUUCCUGCUGUGUUGUCACCGAUAGGAUCUUAAAAUGUCUCCGAUAAAGGACUUAAAUCUGACCUAUGAAGCUGUCAACAAUAAGGGAACUUUUUCUGUAGGGGAUACUAUCGUAGGAACAGUCACUUUCACUUUGACUAAAGAAACCAAAGUGAAGUGCCUGCUGGUGAAAGCCAAAGGGGACGCGCACGUUAAAUGGUCAGAGGGCACCGGAGACAACCGCAGGUCGUACAGCGCGCACAGGAGAUACUUCAAACUCAAAGAGCACCUGGUUGCAGAAAAUGCCAAAGGCACUGUACUUCCCAAAGGAGCCCAUUGCUUCAAGUUCAGGUUUACAAUCCCUCAGUGGGACAUGCCUCCAUCUUUCAAGGGGAUUCAUGGAAAGAUUGUCUAUAUGCUUGAAGCAAAGAUGUCCAGGAGCUGGCGGUUUCCUUCUCUAGCACAGAAAGAGCUCAAUUUUGUUUCAAAGUCCUUUUCGUACCCUGGCCAAGUAAUGUGUCCCCAGUCUGGUACAGUGGGAAAAGGAAAGAUCCAAAUGUCUUUUACCAUUAACAAGAAGGUUUGCUCUCCAGGUGACACUUUAUCUGUUGUUGCCAAAAUCUGCAACAACUCCUCCAAAAAAACGAAGCCCAAAUUCAGUUUACAGCAGAAAAUAGUGUACCGCGCCAAGGGCUCCAAAAAAAUCAGUGACAUAAUUCUGUACAAAAUGGUUGGGGAGACUAUCGCACCGAACUCAGAGGAAACGGUCUCCUAUCAGUUGGAGAUUCCUGCCGAUGCCGCCUACACUAUCCAGAAUUGUGAAAUCCUCUCAGUUGACUAUUACCUCAAGGCGUAUUUGGACAUCAGAUUUGCCAUCGACCCAACGGUUGUGUUUCCACUGGUCAUCGUUCCUGCUGGCUUUGCUACCCUUCAGCCUGGUGAGGCUGUGGGGCCUUACCCAGCUGUGCGGCCUUACCCAGCUGUGGGGCCUUACCCAGCUGUGGGGCCUCACCCAGCUGUGUGGCCUCACCCAGCUGGGGCUGCUGGGGCCCCAAGUUACAGUGACUUCCCUCCCCCUGCCUUCCCUAGUGGACCUUAUCCUGUACCUGCAGGUCCAGGUGCUUAUGGGUACCCGGCACCAGAUCCCACUCAGCCUGGAAACAUGACAAGUGGCUGGAAUAAUCAGUGGCCACCACAGGCCGCUCCGUACGGUUUUCCGACAGCAGCUUCAUCUUCAGUGCAGCAUCAAGGCCCUACUGCUCGGCCUCUGCAUCAAGGCCCUACUGCUCCACCUCUGUUUCAACAGGGAGAAGAUCCUCCAUCUUAUACGUCCCUUUUCUUACCUUCUCUGGACCCUCUGGGUACGACUGGCUCAGAUCACAAAAGCUGAGCUUCAAGAAGAACAAAUAAUCUUGACUCAAAAAUACUGAAAGGUCACGAGGGCAUUUGAGCUAUUUGUAAUGUAUUUGCAUUCUGUAUUUCUACUACUUUUUAACGAUAUUUACAGUUAUGUUAUAUGUGUAAAAUAUUUCAUAUGUACAGUGUGUGUUCUGAUGUAGUAGCCGACCAAAAUGACCUGUCUGUGCCCCUCAUUUAUUUCACUGUAAGGGGAUUAAAGUGAAAACGUGUGUUGCUACCUUUAUUCUUGACUGUUGUGUGCGUCCACUGACCUGUAAAUACGUUAUGUCACAUACUGUAUUAAUAUGGUUUAUGUAUAUUCAUCCUUUUUUUAAGAUAAUUCUUACAUCCCUUUCAUUUCAGCUACUGCUUCGGUGCUUUUAGUGUCAGUCAUUUCUGUGUGCUUCCUUAACAACAUGUUAUGCUGUUUUUCAUCUGUUGGAGUAUGUUUUUAAUGCAUUGUUAGGUGUCCUUGGGUGUCCUGAAAGGCACUACCAAAUAAAAUGUAUUAUUAUUAUUAUUAUUAUUAUUAUGUCAUUCAGUUCCUUAUAAUGACUGGUUGAAUGGUUUGUAUUGUAUUUUCCUUCCUCCUUUUUCAGAAACCACACACACACACACAUUCACACUACAAAGGUACUCCUGUUCACCCUGUCAAGCCAAACUCAACAAUAAAGUUUUCUAUCUGCUACUAU